Messenger RNA from Mesorhabditis spiculigera, 252 nucleotides. NCBI's taxonomy places the organism in Eukaryota, Metazoa, Nematoda, Chromadorea, Rhabditida, Rhabditidae. The record is from the annotation of a GenBank genome assembly.
AUGAAUCAGUUGUGCGAGGAUAAGUCGAUACGAAAUUACAUGCUCGACCUCAGCAUCGAUGAAGUCCAUCAUCAACUGGACAUUCUGCGAAACGAGGCGGAAACCUCUAGGCAACAAGCUGAAUCGAUCAGAAAUUUAAUGCAGCUGGAGAACGACUACUUUUUGAAGGAGUUCAGGGAAUCAGCAAAUUGCCAAAUUAGAGGGUUAUUCCGCUGCCAUCCGCAACUACGAUCCAUCCGCUCCCCAAAUCGC